AUGGCAGCGAAGGCGGGGGGAACAAAGUCGUCCGCGGACGCAUGGGCGGCCGCCGGUUGCGUGACGGCCGCGAAUACAGACGAGAGAGGAGUAGUCGCCUUAGUGAGCAGAGCGAAGGGGGUGGGCAUCAUACUGCGCUGCUUGUCGUCCGGCCUUUGCAUGGGCGCGGGGGAGGGGGAACUUGGCCGGACUCUUGCAGCCUACGACGCCAUCGACGAAGACGCCGAGACCAACAUUUUGGCACCCGUAACGCCUCUCCAUUUUUGUCAGGCGCGGACCCACAUCGAAGACUUCCUCGCUUCGUCCCUCUGGAGCCGCUCAUUGUUCCUGUUCCAACUGCUCAUGGGUGUUGAGUUGGACGCCGCAUUGGACACCGCGCGAUCGCUUCGCACGACGCCUGCCGAAACUUGCACUGCGACGCCUCCGCGAGGGGAAACUGUUGACGCCGUCGCCGUCUUCAACGUGCGCCGGGGCCCUCGCUCGGACGGUGCGACGCCGCGACGCAGAGGUGCGGAACAGGGGCGAAGCCUCACGCUGAUGCUAGUUGUUAGUAGAGCUGUAGUUAGGGCGUUUGAAUACCUGCAAGAAGGCGGCACUGAUGAUGGUGGACCAUGGCUUGAGCUUUUUGUAAGUGCGGCCCGGCACGCGGUGCUUCUCCUGGAGGUACUGCUUCUUAUUCGGUUUUUGAUUCGAGGGCGGGAGGGGGGACGAGAGCCGACGCAUCUCAGUGGGACACGGCGUUCCGAGGCACACUCAAGUCUAUUGUACGCCACCAUCCUUCGGGUGCUACAUGCCUACGAGUGUGCAAUAUGCUGCGUUGCGCGUCGCAGGAGCGGGGAUACGGCCCGGACUUGGAUGCAGCGCAGUACAACGGUUCUCCGCACGUUGUUGACGAAAUUGCUGGCGUGCGAUGCCAAAUUGAUGAAUAUAUUUAUGAAUGGAUCAAUGGGGGUUUCUGCAACGCCGCAGAAGUGCUUUACGGCGUCACAGGGAGGCCUCUUGACUCCGAUGGUGACAUUGCUGCUGCGCACAAUGAUGCUGACGAAGUGGGUCUCCGGCUCACACGGCAACUUCCCUCUAUUGAGAGUACUAAAUCCAAAUUUAAGGCUAAGAAAGCGAAAGGAAUGGCAAGGUGUGUUUAUGCAGAUGUUUCUUUGGUGGAUGGCUUUGCCCAUUGGAAGCUUCCGUCUGUGGCGUGACACGCUGAGGCGCAUUGCAGUACACGCUUUUCCGGCUGUCCCACAGCCGCUAACUUCGCCUCCCCUAACCCUAACCCUAUCGUUGUCGUUUUCGUCUGCAUGGCCGGAAGAGGCGGUGGACGGCACGGCCCCGCCACUCGCCUCUGCGGCGGAUAUUGCGUGGUCGGCGUCUGAGUUGCACGGGUGCCAGCGGGAGAUGGAUAUUGAUGCCACUGAAAUUCUGCUGGGGCUGCUGACUGAAGAGGCGGCUGACUGCGCCACCAACCACGAGACGGAGGCUUCGGUAGUCUACCAGCACUGCUUGCUCGCUGGCUUGGACGAGGCGGGCCACUUCUGCAGAAAGCAGCGAACUACCUCCAUGUUGUGCGAUGCCUAUUUACCAUUACCGUUGAAUAUCAAAAAGACGCCAGCUCAUGCGGAAUUGACGCCUCCCCACGAGGCGUUGCGCUUACGGCGCCUGAGUGAGAGUUGCGCCAGCUCUGUCAUGACACAAUUCCCCUGGAAGAGGCGCGUGCAGCAGAGGCGAGAAAGUCCCCGACUUUCCUUAGAAAACUCCACCGAAAUCGAUAGUGUCUCGCCAUGUUGGAAUUGCAUCAGCCCCUCCUUUGCACACACUUCAGACAACGCGGAGCUUGGCUCUUGCAGUGGGAGGACAUGCGGGGUUUUGACGGAGAACUCUUCGGUGGAUGACUCGAUGGAGCAUUACGAUCAUCCUCCCGCCCUGGCCUGCUCAGCGCCAGCUUGUUCUUCUGACGAAGUUCGUGGCUUGGGCGAAUCACUGACAGACGCACUUUCUCUCAGCGUAUGCGAUAUCCGAAAGCGAGGGCCGAACAGUGUGAAGCCGCCUGCUUUAACCUUACCCUUGCCUGGUGAGCUUUAUUCUAGCCUGUCAACUUAG
This is a messenger RNA of Trypanosoma conorhini, 2097 nucleotides long. RefSeq lists its product as uncharacterized. The transcript has a single exon. Lineage: Eukaryota; Euglenozoa; Kinetoplastea; Trypanosomatida; Trypanosomatidae. The record is from RefSeq and is a predicted model, not a curated record. The coding region runs from base 1 to 2097 and encodes 698 amino acids.